GAGCAGACCCGGGAGGCCCUGCAGAGCUGGAGCCAGCACGACCAGGAGGCCCAGCGCUUCUGCGUGGAGGACGUCUCUCCUGAAGCCGCCAUCAUUCCGUGCUGUAAGGGCGACCCCGACAUGUCUUCCAACGGGGACCUCAGCGACCUCGGGAGCUCGGACAGCUUCUGGGAGCCGGGGAACUACAAAAGGACGGUGAAGAGGAUCGAUGACGGCCACCGGCUGUGCAACGAGCUGGUCAGCUGCUUCCAGGAGAGGGCCAAGAUAGAGAAGAGCUAUGCCCUCCAGCUCAGCGACUGGGCCAAAAGGUGGAGGGGCGUGGUGGAGAAAGGGCCCCAGUACGGCACCCUGGAGAAGGCGUGGCACGCCUUCAUGCAGGCGGCCGACCGCCUCAGCGAGCUGCACAUGGAGCUGCGCGAGCGGCUGGCCGGCGAGGACAGCGAGAGGGUGCGCGGCUGGCAGAAGGACGCCUUCCACAAGCAGAUGAUCGGCGGGUUCAGGGAGACCAAGGACGCCGACGACGGCUUCCGCAAAGCCCAGAAGCCCUGGGUGCGCAAGCUGAAAGAGGUGGAGUCCAGUAAGAAGAGCUACCACCAGGCCAGGAAGGAGGAGUGGACGGCGGUCAACAGGGAGACGCACGCCAGGGCCGACCCGUCCAAGUCCCAGGAGGAAGUCCGCAAAUACUCCACCCGGGUGGAGCGCUGCAGCCAGGAGGCCCAGAAGAUGGAGGAGCGCUACCAGAAGGCUCUGGAGGAGCUGAACCGCUGCAACCCGCGCUACAUGGAGGACAUGGAGCAGGUGUUCGACCUCACCCAGGAGGCCGAGCGCCGCCGGCUGCGCUUCUUCAAAGACGUGCUGCAGGACGUCCACACGCACCUGGACCUGUCCUCCAAAGAAAGCUUCAGAAACCUGUACCGGGACCUGGGUCAGACCAUCCAGGCCGCCAACGACGCCGACGACCUCCGAUGGUGGAGGAACACCCACGGGCCGGGCAUGAGCAUGAACUGGCCCCAGUUUGAGGAGUGGUCACCGGAGACGAGCCGCUCCAUCAGCAGGAAGGAGCGGGGGGGCAACUCGGAGGAGAACGUGGUCACCCUCACCAACAUCGUGGUGAAGGACUAUUCCUCCGACUGGUCGGACGAGGAGAGCCCAAAGAAAGGGCUGUCGGAGAACGGCGUGGGGGGGGAGGAGGAGGAGGAGCAGGUAGUGGGGGUGCCGGUGCGAGCGCUGUACGACUACACGGGCCAGGAGGCCGACGAGCUCAGCUUUAAAGCAGGAGAGGAGCUGCUGAAGCUGGGGGAGGAGGACGAGCAGGGCUGGUGCAAAGGCCAGCUGGGCAGCGGUCAGGUGGGCCUCUACCCCGCCAACUACGUCCAGCUCCUGGCCUCCUGAUGCUCCGCCCACUCUGCUCCCCUAACCAAUGAGGACGCGUCCCCCGAGAGGCCAGGACCAAUCAGAAGCUGUGGCUCUGAGCUGAGCAUCCAGCUCCGCCUGAAGCUCCUCGCAGUGUUUGUUUGUUUGUUUGUUUGU
Molecule: messenger RNA, 1530 nt
Organism: Menidia menidia (Atlantic silverside)
Lineage: Eukaryota; Metazoa; Chordata; Actinopteri; Atheriniformes; Atherinopsidae
Source: the annotation of a GenBank genome assembly